This is a messenger RNA of Labrus mixtus (cuckoo wrasse), 2876 nucleotides long. RefSeq names its product interferon regulatory factor 2-binding protein 1-like. The transcript has 2 exons. Gene Ontology annotation, biological process: regulation of transcription by RNA polymerase II. Gene Ontology annotation, cellular component: nucleus. The record is from RefSeq and is a predicted model, not a curated record. NCBI's taxonomy places the organism in Eukaryota, Metazoa, Chordata, Actinopteri, Labriformes, Labridae. Gene Ontology annotation, molecular function: transcription corepressor activity. The coding region runs from base 249 to 2030 and encodes 593 amino acids.
CGGUGUCUUAUGACAUUUUACUUCCUUCCACACAGACCGACACGAACAAAUCGAGAAAGAAGACGUCGCUAACUUUAACCAGCCGCACUUUAAAGUCGCGUUAAGAGCCUCGUUAUCGUUUCAUUUCCGUCUUAAAAUGCGCGUAAUGUCGCGAGAGGUGUCCGAGAAUUGAGGUUAUCGCUGAAAACCCCGCGGAACGUAACGUGUAGGCCUCCCGAAGAAAGUUUGGUCGAGGGCCUGUAAACAACAUGUCCUCCGCCUCGCAGUCUUCCUCCAGACGGCAGUGGUGCUACCUCUGCGACCUGCCCAAGAUGCCCUGGGCCAUGCUGUGGGAGUUCAGCGAGGCAGUGUGCCGGGGAUGUGUCAACUACGACGGCGCGGACCGGAUAGAGCUCCUCAUCGAGACCGCCAGGCAGCUGAAGAGCACACACGGGGUUUUAGACGGCAGGUCCCCCGGUCCACCGCAGGGGAAACCCAGCUCUGCGGGGCCCAUUGAAGCAGGGCGGCAGCAUGCAGAGCGUAUAGAGAGGGGGAGGGGUGAGUAUGGGGUGUCUUCUCGCCUCCCCAAUGGGCUGCACAGAGCUGAAGAUGUGGCCCUGUCAGAGGGCAGCAGACAGAGCCCAAACACUCGGCGGGCUAUAGUGGGGGCAGUCCCAAGUCUUCACGGCACCAUAUCUCAUGCUUUGAUAGCUCAGGGGUUAGUAGCGGCCCCUCAUGGUCUGUUAGCCCCGUUGUCGGGCUCCAGGGCUGGGGCAACACCUAUUGCAGUCUCAGCUGGCCCCAUCAUGGGUGAGGCUGGCAGGAGACAGGCUGUGUCUCUAGGUGUGGGUGCUAGCACCUCAGCCCUGGUGGGUAUAGACCCUGCUGUGUGGAGGAACAAUGAGGUGAUGGCCGAGCUGAACGAGGUGGCUCGCAGCAGGGUCGAAGGCUGGCCAAGCCGUCCCAAAGCGGUCCGGGAUGUUCUCAUGGCGCUCAGCAGCUGCGUCCCCUUCAACGUGCGCUUCAGGAAAGACCACAACCUGGUGGGCCGGGUCCUGGCCUUCGAUGCCAGCAGCACCCCGGAGUUCGAACUGAAGGUGUUUGUGGAGUAUCCUGCCGGCUCCGGGAUGAUCUUCUCAGGAGUCCCGGACCUGGUCAGGCAGAUGUUCCGCGACUCGGCCAAAGACGCGGGUAAAGCGGUGAACUCUGGUCUUCGAUAUGUGGAGUACGAGAAGAGGCAGGGGACGGGAGACUGGCGCGGACUGUCUGAGCUGUUAAACGAUGGUGUCCGGAUGUUUAAAGAGCCCCCGAUCCCUGAGGUUCUCCCGCAGCCAGACGCAGGGAUGCCCAUGGCGGCUGCUGGACGCCCUGGACCUGCAAAGGGUACAACCCGACGCCGCAAACCUUCUCCGGGGUCAGAGAAUGGAGAGAGCGAAGGCCGGCCUGAUCACCCCGCCAGAGACCCGUGGCCCCGAGGCGCUUACUCAGGCAUGGAGCCUCUUCCCGGCAUGGCCGCCCCACAAGAGGGUCCGCCUCGUCUUCACAGCCAGCCCUCGCCCAUCUCUGCGCUGAUGGGUGUCGCGGACAGCCUGAGCUCCAGUCAGAUGGCCAGAGACAGCCCGAGCAUGUCUACAGCCCACUCCUCCUCAGCCGGACGUCCCACCAGCAGCAGCCCCUCCACCGCCUCCACCUCAGUCUCCCAGGCAGCCAUGGGGCAGAGUCUGAGCGCCGUGGGGCAGAGCAGUAACGCCGGCGCCGGGGAGUCCACGAGCGGCGGUCAGGGCACGCUGCUCUGCUGCACCCUCUGCAGAGAGCGCCUGGAGGACACACACUUUGUCCAGUGUCCGUCCGUCCCGCACCACAAGUUCUGCUUCCCCUGCACCCGAGGGUUCAUCCGCAGCCAGGGCCAGGGCGGGGAGGUGUACUGCCCCAGUGGAGAGCGCUGUCCCCUCUCUGGAUCCACCGUGCCUUGGGCCUUCAUGCAGGGAGAGAUCUCCACCAUCCUCGCCGGAGACGGAGACGUGACAGUUAAGAAGGAGAGCGACCCUUGACGUCUCCAUCCUCAUGUGGUGAAUGUGGAUCAAACACUUUGAAAGCACUUCCCUGUUAUCUCAGCAGAGGUCCACUUUGUCUGCAGCUCAUGAAGUGUGCCUCUGAGAGCAGAAAAAAACAAACUCUGAACCAGGAAGAGGAGGAGGACAGCUACACAAACACAGACAACUAAAGACACAACCAGACUCACUUUGAGCAAAGCUACACGUCGUCCGUCAGGACCGCUACGUCGCCACCGAAUGUUGGUCCUGACCAAGACUUCAAAGCCCGGGAUCCAAGCACACGCUUUGUUUUUAACAAUGACAAUCUACUUUGUCUUUCAUUUGUUUUUGUUUUUUUGUUUUCUUGGUUGCAUACAGAUGGAUGACGGCGAUAUGUUGAUAGAUGCAACUCUUCAAGAAAACAAAUGAAUGUUCAAAAAGUGGCAGAAACCAUCGGGUCCUUAACGCCAAGGAUGAAAAAUGUAACCCCACAUUAUGUCUCUUAGGUAAUCUCCUUCUAUUGUAUGUCAAAAAUGUGAAUUUACUUUCAAUAUGACUCUGUAAUUUCUAUUUUUGAUACAAUACAAAAUUUCUAUGUAUUUGUUUAUAGUGAUGAGAAGACCAAAGAUGGCUUCAUGCUCAAUGUAAUUUUAUUGUAUCGUAGCUGUGUAUGCUGUACUCACUGAUAACUUUGGCAUCAGUCACUAAUCUGUUCAUCUAUCACAGACGUACGCUUGUUUCUGUCCAUUUUCCUUUUUGAAUUCUAUGUAUGGUAAAGAUAAUUAGCACCACGAUCGUCAAUGGUUAACCCACAUACUCAUGUGAUCUGAACAGGUCAAAUCUACAAUAAAUGAUGUAAUAGUU